AUGCAGGAUACCGAGUCCCGGUCCGUGCGGCCUAAGCACGCCCCCCCGAUGCUGCUGCCCGAGAUCCUCGAAGUCAUUGUCGAGCACCUCAGCGACAAUGCGACGCUCCGUGCGUUCCUCACGGCAUGGCCCGAGAAGCACCUGACGCUGCCGCUGCAAGCGCUUCGGCAGCUUCUUGGCCACACAACGAGCCAGCUCCGCGUCGCGUGGCCAAUCGUCCACGUAUUAGAAGACAAUCUGGACGAACAGACAAUGGACUAUCUGUACGGGACGUUUCCGUUGUCGCCGCAGAUCCACAUCGAGUAUCCGCUGGGCGACGCGGCCGACCUCGACGACGUCCUUCAAGACUACGGUCCGUGUCUGGCGGCCCUCAAGCUCUACUCGUCGUUCGAAGACAUGGACGACGUCCGGGAGAUGCGCAGUUUGCUGCUCUCGGUGCCGCAUCUGCGCCGGCUCGAAGUCCACCUGAUCGACCGCAAUGAUGCGACGCAUGGGCUCUCGCUUCUGCUCCAAGUGCUCGAGCAUCCGACGCUGACGCACUUGACGCUGGCCAACGGCGAAGAUCCCGUCGAGGUUGACAUUGCCUUUUCGCACCAGCUGCUCAAGUGGCUCCAGACGCGCCGCGUCCAGCAUCUCUCGCUCGAGAACCUGUUUUUGGCCACGAACGCGGCGCUUCCGUCGGCCCUCAGCCGCGCGAUCGCCGAGAGCAGCCAGCUCCAAGCGCUGCACUUGCGGACCGUCGAUGUUUUCGAGAGCAGCGUGCUGCACGGCUACGCCUUGCCAACCUCCGUCACGUCGUUCGAGUGGGAAGAGCUGAGUGCGUCGGACAGCAGUGCCAUCGACAACCUCGUCGCCGCCAUCCAAGAUGCACGGGCCCUGCGGCACUUGGCAUGCAAAAACGCCGUGCGACUCCUCACCGAUACGCGGGUACGCCGCGUGCUUUCCCAGCUCACAUCGCUGACCUUGCACAACGUCACGUCGACCGAGAUCCCGGCGCUGGUCUCGGGCUUACAGCACGUUCCGGGCCUUAAGCGCCUUCACGUGUACAACAGCACGUUCCAAGGUGCAUCCGUUGAAGCUUUUCUCGCCGCCGUGAGCUUGUGUCGGAACCUCGAAGAGCUCUGUAUUUAUGGCCAUCGGUUCACGGCCACAGAACUCGGUCUCUGGCUGGUCGCGGUGCCUCGCUGGCCGCAGCUGCGGUCGCUGGCGCUGGCGUCGCAUCGAUGCUCGCUCCAGCAGUGCCUCUCGCUACUACCGGCCAUUGCUGCCGCGGCCAAGCACCUCACAACGUUGGACUUGGCCAACGACGUGUGGUCGCUCGAGGAAAAGAACGUCUUUUGGCGAGAGCUCGCGACGGUUGCACGCGUCGAAGCAAUCUUGUCGGUGCACAUGUCGACCACCUUUGCACCGUAA
Saprolegnia parasitica CBS 223.65 is the source of this 1413-nucleotide messenger RNA. RefSeq lists its product as hypothetical. The record is from RefSeq and is a predicted model, not a curated record. The coding region runs from base 1 to 1413 and encodes 470 amino acids. The transcript is spliced from 2 exons. Lineage: Eukaryota; Oomycota; Saprolegniomycetes; Saprolegniales; Saprolegniaceae.